Messenger RNA from Stegodyphus dumicola, 11480 nucleotides. RefSeq names its product voltage-dependent calcium channel subunit straightjacket (gene stj). Gene Ontology annotation, molecular function: voltage-gated calcium channel activity. Gene Ontology annotation, cellular component: voltage-gated calcium channel complex. NCBI's taxonomy places the organism in Eukaryota, Metazoa, Arthropoda, Arachnida, Araneae, Eresidae. The record is from RefSeq and is a predicted model, not a curated record.
UUUUAACAAAUUUGGGGCAGUGCCUGAAUGGGUAGAGGCGACAAAAAUGUUAGAAGAAAUGCGAAUUGAUGUACAGACUAUGAUGUCUUGGAAAGCAAAAGUCAUUUCAAAUAUUAGAGAAGAAGCGGAGUCAGCUGUUUUGAAAUAUAACUUUGAUCCAGAUUUAAAGCUGGACUACUAUAAUGCAAAGAAACUAUAUGAACCAGGAGAACCGAAACCUCUUGAACCGGGCUGGAUGCGUAUGGAAUUCUCACCUCAUAGGAGUUUUGAUGGAGUGCCUGUGAAUAUCAAUCACAGUGUUGUGCAUGUGCCUACGAAUGUGUAUGACAAAUCUCCUGAGGUGCUGAACGCUAUAAAAUGGUCAGAAAAAUUAAAUCCUACAUUUCAAAACAACUUCAUGUAUGAUCCGUCUCUUAUCUGGCAGUUCUUUGGCAGUGCUACUGGCUUCCUUCGACUAUUUCCUGCCACCAAGUGGCGAGUUCUCGAAGGACCAGAUAUGUACGAUUGCCGCAUGAGACCUUGGUAUAUUCAAGGAGCUGCUUCAGCCAAAGAUAUUGUAAUAUUGUUGGACGGUAGUGGAUCAAUGACGGGUCUUAGGAAGGAAAUUGCUCGAAACGUAGUACUCAAUAUUUUAGAAACCCUUAGCGAUAAUGAUUUUGUUACAAUUCUAAGGUUUUCUGAGAGUGUCAAAUCAGUAGUUCCUUGUUUCGAGAAUACACUCGUACAAGCAACUGAGGAAAAUCUCAGGGAAUUUCGUGAACUUUUGAAGGAUCUAGAUACAGUCAAUAUAGCUAAUUUUACUUUAGGAUUAAUAACUGCUUUUGAAUUACUUCAAAAGGUAGCGAAAAAUAAUGAGGGGAGCCAGUGCAAUCAAGCAAUCAUGCUGAUAACCGAUGGAGCACCCUACACUUAUGAAAAAAUUUUUCAACAAUAUAAUUGGCCAAAUAUUCCGGUCCGCGUUUUUACUUACUUAAUUGGAAGGGAAGUAACCGACAUGGAUGAAGUCCAGUGGAUGGCAUGUUAUAAUAGAGGUUACUACACCCAUGUGACUACGCUCGCCGAAGUCAGGGAGCAGGUCCAGAAAUACAUUCCUGUUAUGAGUCGCCCUGUCGUUCUCUCUGGUGAACACCCAAUCGUGUGGUCAUCAGUUUAUGCUGACGUAUCGGAUGUAAAACUGUCCGAUUGGCUGUGGCGAGAGAGAGAAAGGGUGAUUACUCGUAAAUGUAUGUUGGAAGAAAUAGAAAACCAAAGAAAGAAACGGGAAGAAGAUACUGUUAAACUGAUGAAUGAAGAAUCCCAAAUGGGACAAAUGGGAAAUAUUUCAAUUUCCCAUUAUAUGGCCUCAGCACCGGCUGAAGAUUAUCCAUCAGAUGCCGAAUUUUAUCGAAGACCCUACAAAAGGCCGUCUGUUCAACUACUCAUCACUGUAGCUACGCCUGUGUUUGACAAAAGAAAUUUCUCGAAUGUUACAGAAAGAAUUAGGAGUAGCAAAAACAUUUGGAUAGAAAGGACAAAAGAAAUGAGAGUUGCUAAUAUACUUGGCGUAGCUGGAACUGAUGUUCCAAUAAGAGAAAUAAUAAAACUGACGCCGCCGCAUAAACUUGGCGUCAAUGGAUAUUCAUUCGUUGUGACGAAUAAUGGAUUUGUACUGUAUCAUCCAGACCUCAGACCUUUAUUUCAAGAUAUGUUAAAACCGCAGUAUAAUACUGUAGACAUGACGGAAGUUGAAUUAGUAGACGAUGACAAGUUAGGCCCAAGGGAAUUUGAUGAAACGUUAUUGGGAAUGAAAAAUUCAACAAUAAAUAGACGCAUUGGUUGGCAAAAACUCUCAACAAAACUGCACCUUGACAGCAUGAGUAGAGUUGUAACUCGAAAUAAUUCUUACUAUUACGGUCCGAUUGAUGGAACCCCUUUCUCGUUAGUUAUUGUCUUACCAGAAUCCUACGGCCGUUACAGGGUUUCUGGUCAAAUAGCAGUUAAGGAAAAAAGUGAAAACUUGAGCAAAUUGUUUGAAAAAAAUAAUUGGAGGGUACAUCCUGAUUGGGUAUACUGUGAAUCACAGAAAAAUGAAAACGAGCCUUAUAUUAGUCCAGAAGAUGUAAUAAGAAAUUUCAUAAAAGAAGCUGAAAAUACUCAAAAUUUUAAAUGGCGAACGACUUCAACGAACCCUCCAAUGUAUAAUGUCACACAUUGUGAUAAACAUUUGGUUCAAAGUCUCGUAUUUGAUGCAAAAGCGACAGAUUUUGAUGUAGAAACUCGUGAGACGCCUAACGACCCACUUGGUCUGCUGCUGGCUCUAAUGCCCAGGGAACAAAUGAAGCACAUGCACGGUAUUGUGACGACGUUUGUGGCAACUCGAAGUGGACUUUUAAGGUUUCAUGAUUAUCGAACAGAAGAAGAAAAGGCAAACAGUACAGAAAGGCCUUUUUACGAGACUCAUACAAAAGCUAUAGACGAAUUAUUCUACAGAAGAGCAGUCGAUUUUUAUCACAUAAAUAGUUCUGCGUUUGUGUUUGCCGUUCCAUUUGACGCAGGCAGUCGGGGCUCAAGUUUAGUAACAGCAAGCCAAGCUAUAUUUUUGGGGAAGGGAAAGAAAAAAGCUCCUGCUGCUGUCGUUGGGGUUCAGUUUCAACAUGCUGCCUUCAAAGAAAGAUUUCUCAAUAUGACAGGAACGUGCCAAAAUACUACAUGCAUUUACAAGUGCACAGAUAAGGAAAUGGACUGCUUUUUAUUGGACAAUAAUGGAUUUGUUGUAGUUUCAGAAAAUAAUGCACAUACGGGGAAGUUUUUUGGAGAAAUAGAUUUCACCUUAUUCGAAAUCUUGGUCGAGGAGAACAUAUAUAGGAGUGUGCGAAUGUUCGACUAUCAAGCAAUAUGCAUUGACGAAAUUACUUCAUCUGGACCAGCUUCAAUUCUUAAAACUCCCUUAUGUCAUUUUGGGAAAAUAAUGAAUUGGCUGUGGAGCAAAUUAAUUAUGUUAUUUGUCCACACAAAUGUAUUUCCGUGGCUAUCAGAACAUAUUGCUGCAGCUACCGGAAUAAACUGUGAGGAUUAUAUACUUAGACGUUGCGAUAAUUGUAAAGAUGAUGAUAGUCAGAGUAAUGAAGUAAAAAUUACGAGGAAGUAUAGGCCUCGACCGUGUGACAAGGAGUUCUAUUUAUAUGAAAUGCGACCAAGUGAUUCCUGGGAGCCUUUGAAAGGUGUAUUACCCAAUUCCCUGGAAAAUCUCACGAAAAAUUACAUUGUCCAAAGAGUUCCGCAUACGAAUUUAAUUAUGUUAGUAACGUACAUACCAGGACUGGGAGAUCUGAAUCAAACCGAUGAUAGAACAGGCGUCAGAACUCAGUCGUUAGCUCCUGAAGAAGUUAUCUACGAAGAAGAGGUAAGAUGUCAAAGGAUGAGAAAUGGCACGAUUAGAAAAUUGCCAGAGUCAUGCGUCCACCAUCAUCCAGAAGAAGGCAGCAUCGGACAGCAGUGUGGAUUGGGGUCCUUGAUUCGUGCUUCCAUUUAUUUAGUCGUGGGUGCCUUGCUCCUCCGUCUGCUAUGAGAAUCUUGGUGUGGCCUUCUUUGAAAUCCGCAACCACGACAUAUCGCAAAUCACCCAGAGAAUGCAAUUUCAUGCCUCCUGGAUUCGAAUGCCAUAUCCUUGGAAGAAACAAAAAAAAAAUCUAUAAAACUCGCCCAUUCUUUAAAAAAAAAGCGAAAAAUACAUAAAAAAUAUUCAUUGGCAGGAUUGUUCCAUCUGGUUGCAUAUUUGAGACUGUGCCACAAACUAUGCUUAUACCAGCAUCGGUGAAAACAAAACCUAAAUACGAACAAGUCUCGGAUUUUUAAGAUUAACGUAUUGCCAUGUUAUCUGAGCAAAUCUUUCACCCCACUUUUCUUAGUCAAAAUCUUUCAUUCCAGUUCAAAAUAUUCUUUACGCCAGUCAAACUUAAAAUUACGCGAACUGUUCUUUUCUGCAGAAAUCAUCGUGACUAAUGCAUAUCAUAGGCCACAUCUAUGGAUAUAGUUUGAAGAUACUGAGAAUACUUUUGUCGUUAAAACAGAGCAGCCCUCUUACUCAAAUAUUGAAUUGCACAUUGCUCAUGUGUUUGGUCUGAUAGUCUUUUUCAGUCUUCAUCAUCUGCAGUUUUAGUUUUUAAAUAGUAGAUGCUUCUGUUAGUGGCAUGAGUAUGACAAUGAUUUAUUAGUCGCCUCUUCCAGCACUAUUAUUUCUCCUCUGUAACUCAGAUCUCUUCUAGACAAAUUCUCUGCAACAAACAUCAACUGUAAGCCAAUUUCUUGUUUUCGUGCUUUGAAAGUCUUAUAAUUAUCCAAGAAACUGUCAGUUAAGGAACCUUUAAUUAUUACAGAGAUCUUUUGUGAGCUUGUGUAGCUGCUUUGUUAAUUUUUUCAUGAAUCCAUUACGAAGCAACACAUCAGCUAGAUAAAGUUUUGUGACAUAUUUGUUAAGUUUUUGCGAUAGUUUAUGACGUAUUAAAUAAUUAUAAGUAUUAUAUCAUUCCAUUAAAACAUCAAAAUAUUUAGUCGCUUUAAAUAAACGGUACUAACCAGUUGUUUUUGCGACUGCUAUAUUUUAUCAAAUUUAUUGCAAUUAGAAAGUAGAUUUAGGACAAGAAACUUUAAGAAACCAUAUAUUAUGAGUCAUAUCAUUAACAGUUAAUUGUAAUGAUGUGAUACAUAUCCUAAAUUUUUAAUAUCACAGAAAAACGUCCAAAGAAUAAAUUGUAGCGAAGUAAGAUAUGGAAAAGAUCAGUUGACGCACAAGUAAAGUAAUUAAUCCAUAUUUGUUAACUGCUUUAAUAACAAUCUGAAAUCAAUUUCCGAGUAGCAACCGCAUGUGGAUAUAAAAUUUAAGGAAACAAAUCGUUUAGCCAUUUCACGCUCACGCAAUGCUGUGUUUAAUUAUAAUUUUAAAUUUUUGCUUACUAAACUCAGGGGCGUAUUUAGAAAUUUUUCAAAGGAAGAACAAAAAUUAGAUCUUAAAUAUUACUCUAAAAAAAUACCUUCAUUAUGAUAAUUUCCCCCUAAAUUAUAAAAAGUGUCAUUAUUUUAUCAUCGAGCACCUCAGAAUUAGAAAGUUAUUAUUGAUAUAUGGUCCCUGUUGGGUUGCUAACUUUUCAACUAUGCAAUGUAUAAUUAGCAACUAUGCAAUAUCAUUUAGCAACUAAGAGAGAAAAUACAGCAUAUACAUUUUUAUUUUUUUUAAAAAAAAGAAAACAUAAAGUACGCAUUUGUAAUUAAAGGUGAAAAUGCAGAAUACAAGAACACAUUAGCAACUACAAGUGAAAAUUCAGAAUAAAAGAAAACGCAUUAGCAAUCUGAAUAUUUUAAAUGAAAUGUGUAACAGGAGGUAAAUGGCGUAUCCUUAUUUUAACAUAUAUAUACAUUAUACACUAAAACAUGCAACUUCAUGCAUAUUCUUUAAUACAUAGGUAUAUAUAUAUAUAUUAUGCAUCAAAAUGAGAAGCAGGAAUUUUAAUGCAAGUGUCUGAGGCAUUAAAUCGCAAGCCAAUCAUAGAAUGCAAAAAAAUGAGAUAAUUUUUAAUUAUUAAAUAAUACUUCUAAGUCACAUAAUUCAAUUUUAAAUGUUUCUUAAUAAGCUCUAAAACUUAAAAUAUUGUACAUUAACCCUUCAGAUUCAAAAACUAUUGAUAUUUAGACUGCCGUACGAAAUAUGACAUCGCAUUUAAGAAUUCGAAAACUCUUUAUUUUACGCCAAAAUUUAUUAGAAGGAAAGAUUUAGAAGGGAAAAAUACAGCACAUUUAAUAAAAUAUUAGAAAAAUGAAAAAUCAAAUAAAUUAAAUCUAAAAUUUCAUAAUUUAUGAAAGAAAAUUUAAUUUGCAUAGCAAUAAGGGCUGAUCACUCCUUACGGAUGUAUUACAUGAUAAAAACAUGGUCGAAAAUGAGAGGAAGAUUUUCAAAAAUUACUCUCAGAUCCAUGCAUUUCUUAACUUAUUCAUUCUGAAUUUAUAUAUAGGAUUAAACACAGUCUGUUGGCCAAUUUAUUUUAAAUUACUCAUUUUUCUAAGCGUUACCCGCUCUCUCAAUUGAUUUUUAUUCUCACAUUUUAAUUGAAAUACUAAAACUUUGAUUCUGAGAAAAUAAUCAGCCUGUAUAUCCUCAGGUAAUGAGUUAGUGAUAAACAGUCAAUACAAUGAUUAUAGUAAUGGCAAAAACAUGAUUCGAUAUAUGACAUAGUUCUCGACCAGUAAAUACAGUAGCUUGUUUAAUUAAUAUAAACUGCCCCACUUAAAUGCUGAGGUUUUAAUUGCUUCCUACUAAAGCUCCACAAUUAUGAUUCUAUCUACUCGCAUUUUAGGAAGGAUCUCAGAUUUUACCUUUGGUGAUAUACGCAGAUGUAAAUUAUUUUACGGUAAUUACAUACAUUCUCAAGGUUCAUUUAAAAUCUACUUCUAGUUUUAAUUUUGGUGACCAUUGCUUAUGAAAAUACACAUAUAAAAUUAAAAUAGAGUUGGUACAAUAGUUGACUGAUUUAUUUUCCGAAUUUUCUAAAUAAUUCGUUUGAUUUAAAAUAUUUAACUCUUCCUUUAAACCCUUUACUAAGGUAUUGUAGUGAAUAUAUAAUAAGGUAUUCUACAACUAGCUGAGUUGUCUCCAACCGAAGCACGAUUUCGAAAACUAUUAUGCAAGUUUCAAGAAGUAAGUCUGUAGUAUUGCGCCGAAUACUGCCUGUGUGUUGGUCGACUGUCACUAAAUCGAUAGCAUGAUUAUGAUAGGCAAAUCAUGGUUUUCACUAAAAAUUCUUUCUUUUUGUCACUGACUUGCAAUAUCGCAUAACUACCAUUCCAUUAGCUUUAAUGAUUUCAUGACUGCAGUUCUUCGGUAAAUAAAACCUGUAUGUACUUAUAAACCCCUAUUCAAAUAGCAAGUAAAAGCGUACGACAAAUUUCCAGUACCUAGAAAUGAUGUCGAUUAAUGAGUGUAAGGGUUUCGACCAGGCAUUAACAAGCGUUUUUUGUGUAAAGCUGCAUGGACAGUUAAAUAUUUCAUUUCUGAUAUACAUUUGUAUUUCAGAUUCUAGCCUGAAUUCUCCUAAAUUAAGUUGUCCGAAUGUGGUUACUAGCCGAUGAAGUUUACUAAUAUUUUGCUGAUUAUUUCAAGUGCAAAAAUGCGCAUAACUAUCGAAGAAUUAUAGCUGUCAAUGCUUUGAUACUACACUACUAUGCACUGUUUUGAUAAAGUUUUAUUUUUUAAAAGAUAUCAUAAAGACUUUAAAUUUCAAUAAAUAAUUUAAAGUAAAUCAUUCCUUAUUUCUCACAUAUUUAAAAAUUUACUCAGAAACAAAUCAAUCAGCUAUAUGUUGUCCAUAUUGCAAAGCAGUAACGCUUAACCCAACACUACUGCUAGAGGUUUUGUAUAACUGAAAUAUCUUUCAAGGUGUAUUUUCUCUCUUAGAGUCACCUGUCCUCCUCACGUCAUACUUUGCACGUCAUACAUCCUUAUGAGAUUUUUCAUCCCACAUUUCGAAGUAAGGCAUUUAUAAUCUCCUGUUAAAAACCCUUUCGGUUUCCUUUUAUUAAAUAUUUCCAGUUCUAUCUUUGAUUAACAGAAUAGUAAGGUUCUUAUAGUUUUAAAUUCACCAUUAACUCUAAUAAAACUCUGAAAACACUAUUUAUAAGUUUUAUUCAAUUUUUUUCAUCAAUCCAACUUAAUUUUUUUUAAUUUCUAGCUCUUACGUAACUUCUCUUUUCAUAAUAGCACUUCUUUGCAUCUAAACCAUCAUCAAUACAAUACUGUCAACCUGGGUUACUUUGCUCAAAAUUGAAGACCUCCGGUUCAAUAAAAAAGACUAUUUUUAUCGUUUAUUUAAUUUUUAAAAAUCAUAUGAUUACUUAAAAUUCUAAAAGGCUCAUUUUUAACCUAAAAAUAUUUUUUAUUAUUUGAAUUUUUCUAUUAGUUAUUAUUUUUAUUAUUAUUUAAAUUUUUAGUUAUUAUUUUUUAUUAUUAUUUAAAUUUUUCUAUUAGUUACUAUUUUUAUGUAAAGUACUCUAUAAGAGGAGCAUAUUUUAUGCUGUUACAAUAAUCUGUACUUUAGAUAUUGAGUUUUGAAGGCAAAAUUGCCUCUGGUUUUAAGGAAAAAGUACAACAUAAUUUUUAAAAUAAGUUAUUUUGGUCAAAGAAAACUGAUCGCUUAAGACUUACAAAAAUAAGGAGUUCAUCAAAAUGUAUUUUUUAUUAAUGCAAAACACAAAACUUUGCCAUUUAUUAUUUAAAGUAGUCAAUAAAAAAUAAAAAUAGCUUCUAUCAUUAAAUUAUCAAGAACUUUUAAUCUAUUUAAAGUUUCGUUCAUUUAUGAAGUGUAUGAAAACAUUUCUCAUUAUGGUGUCUCUCUUAGUAUCAAAAUACACUUAACGGAGAAUACAACUGUAAAGUUUAAAGAAAAUCAAAGAUGUAGUUUCAAAAACAUGUCUGGGAAACAGUGUUUAUAGGCUUAUUUAAUUUUUAUUAUCUUCACGGGGACUGAAGUUUUGUCAAGAGAACUAUUAGAGUCUUUAUAAGGAAAACUCAUCAUGACAUCUUCACCUAAUUCGGAUCGUAAUUCUUCUUUCCUGAUCUUCAUUGUUUACUUGCUUUUCUGUGUUUAUGGAUUACUAAGAUUAUAUCUGGAAGAGGGAUAUUUUCUCUAUUAUUAUCUUAAAUCUUUAACUGAGGUAUUCUUCGUAAACUUUACCAAAUUUUCCUCAAUAAAAAAAUUUUAAAAACUGAACAUUAGUAAAAUUUUAGGUGCAAAAUUUCUUGCAAUUAAUUAUUGCAUGUGAUAUUUUAAAUACCUAUAUAGUAGAAGUUACAAUGCAAUAUUUAUUUAAGUUCUUUUCCCUAGCUGCAUCAAAAAAGUUUUCAGAUCUUAAACUUUCGAUAGUCAGGGUCUUCUCAAAACAAGGAAGGAAAAUAGUGUCAGAGAUACUAUAUUGCGUCAAAGCUAUGUUUAUCUUUUUGUUACUUACUUCAUUUAAUAACCUUCUUCACUAAUUAGUAAUUUUACCUUAUUUGGAAAAAUUUAAAACAGUACAACAGCUUUGACUAAUAUUUGUACUCCAAAACCUGUGACAAUGCGAGAAAACCACGGUUGACAGUAGUUUAAAGGCUUCAUUCAGACGAAGGUUUUGUCAUCAUAAGAUUUCAUGGUUUAAAGCAUAAAAGUCACUAUGUCCAUUCACACCUGUUUAGCAGGGUUUAAGCCGUAGUUAGUCAAGGAUGGGAAAGAUGUGCAUGCGUAAAUGUGUAGCUGACAAAAUGAAACUGUCGACAAAUAUUUGUUUCGCUGUGAUUCGUCGGUUGUUAUACCAAGUUGGCUUAAAGUUGAAAAGUUAAAACUCUCAGAAAAAUUCUUAAACCAGUUUUUGUGACGUAUCAAGGUCUGGAUUAGCAACGAUACUUGGCUUAGACCUCUUAUGAAUUUUAAACCAUCGUGUGAAGGAAGCUAAAGUUCAGACAAGGUAGUGAGUUUAAAUAUUUAAAUGUUGGCAACCCUAAUAUUUAGAAGCGAAAAUGAUCAGAUACAAAGUUUGCUCAAAAAACGAUAACUUAAUAUACUUUUUAUCCAUUCUUAUAAUACUGCAUGGCUAUUGUACGCACUAAAAUAUUUAAGUGUUAAAUAAUGAGCUUAAGUUAGAGUCCACAACUACUAAAAAAAUGCAAGGUUUGAUGAACGAUAGAAGAAACCGAAUUUUUUUCCCAGUUCUUAGCUGUUGAUCUAAGAACUAAGAGUACCUGAAGGUAGUGUUAAAAGGUGACAAACUUUUAUUAUUUCACAGAAAAAAAAGUGUAAUGCGAAAUAUACAUUCUCAUUGCCAAUUUCUUAAAUGACUUAAUCCUUCCGCUAGUGGCCAAACCACUUCUCAAAUAAGCGAUGUGAAAGCAUAUACAAUUUUCAUACUACCUCGAUCAACGUAAGAAUUUCCGCCCCAAGUGUUUCAUUGUUACCAUUACCAGUAACAUCUGUAUUAGUUUAACUAUGUUUUAGUAAUGAAUAACGUGUGUAAGAUAUGUAACAACUACGAGUAUUAAUUUGAUUUAAAAUGUUAAUACAUUUGAUGCACAUUUUUUGUAAACACUUUAGAAUGAAACUUAUUAUAGUAUUUAAUUUAUAGAAGAGUUUCUUCCCCUUUGAAUCGAAACAUUUGCGAUCGUGAGAAUACUCAAAGUAAGAUGCUAUAUUUUAGGAAAUUGUAGCAGACAAAUAACAGAGUUUCGUGGAAAUGGAACCAGUAAACAGCCCUCUAGAAAGUGACAUUUUCACUCAUCAUUUCGAUAUUUUUUGCUUAAUUUCUGUUUGCAAAGAAACAUAGAAUUCGAAUACUGUUUUGAUAUUUUUCGCUCAAAAUUCGUUUCUUAAUUAGUUUAUAUAACUUCUAAAUGAAGUUAAACAUGUGAGCAGGAAAUCAUGCCACAAAACAGUUGGUGUGGAGCUGUUGUAGAGUUCUAUUUGGACAGUAAUGGAUUCUAGAAGUGCAUUGCACGUAAUGUACGGUUAGCUCUCUAAAUUCGCCCCUGUUAAAAUCUAUGUAAUUCGAAAUACGAUAUCGUGGAGUUAUGUGAUUAUACGUUAAACCUAAUUUCCAGCUCUUUUUCCUUUCUUCUUCCCUUAGUAUUUCAGUGUCAUCAGCUGCAUUGUCCAGGACUUGAAAAUUACAAAGCUAUCAAAUUAUUCAAACUUUUAAAAUCCGUUACUAGAAAAAAUGGUGAUUCAGAUUUUGUGAUAUUUUUCUAGCCAACUUGCUUAAUGUUAUAUACUAGUUCGCUAGAAUUCGUUUCAAAGAACCAUAUUACUUAAACUGCUCUCUUUAACGAUUUCCAAAUAUCCAAACUGUUUCCUUGAAAUUGAGUAAUUAAUAAAAACACUUGCAAAAAUUGGUAUUUCAAUUUAAUGUUGAAAUUUCUUAUGUCAGAGUUAAAUGGAAAAACUAAUUCUAAAAGGCAGGGAAUUUUCAGGUCCUCGUUUUCAGUUACAUAGCACUUAUUUUCUGGGUCAAUUCUAACAUGUAGCUGAAAUUUUAUGAAGAAAAACGGUAUAAAUUAGUUGCCAAAAAUUCUCCUUCAACUUAUUCCAUUGAUCUUUGAGAUGAAUGCUACGCAUCAGGAAAAUCAAUAAUAUGUCAAUAUAAUACCUGACUGUUGAAAAUUGUGUAAAUGUGAAAUACGUUUUACAUCUCUUCGCACUUUUCCGGUGCUUAAAUCAUAUCCCUCUUAUGUUAUGUUACUUCUGUUUCUGCCGCAGUGCUUUAGGUCCUACUAAUUGUGUGACGCUAUGUUAAUGUUCUUCGUCGUAAUAUAUCAUAUCUUGAACACGAUGUUUAGUGUUUUAAAAUUGUUUUCUAAGAUAUUUUCCCCGAAAACUGUUAUUUUGUGACAUAAAAAAUUGUUUUUUUAUGCCUUUUGUAUGUUUCGGCAUAGCAUCUCCAGUCUUUUUCAAAAUAUAUAACUAAAAUAAAGAAAAAUGUUUUCAAGUUUU